This is a messenger RNA of Fusarium coffeatum, 1545 nucleotides long. RefSeq lists its product as uncharacterized. Bases 1 to 1545 code for a protein of 514 amino acids. The record is from RefSeq and is a predicted model, not a curated record. Gene Ontology annotation, molecular function: heme binding; peroxidase activity. The transcript has 2 exons. NCBI's taxonomy places the organism in Eukaryota, Fungi, Ascomycota, Sordariomycetes, Hypocreales, Nectriaceae. Gene Ontology annotation, biological process: response to reactive oxygen species; cellular response to oxidative stress; hydrogen peroxide catabolic process.
AUGAAGUUCAAUAUCCUCGUCGCUGCCACUUUGGCUGCGGCCCCCAUCUCUGAAGUCGCCGCUCACUCUAGCAUGGGAGAAACCAUGAAAGAGAUCGAACGAAUUGCCGCUCGCAGUUGGAGUAGUGGCUGGAGCAGUAACAAGUGGCCUUUCUCUAACAGUGGAGGAAGCAAUUGGGGCAGCGGAGGCGCUCAGAGCAGUGGAAACAACGACUGGAACAAUGGAGGAAGCCAAGGCAGCGGAGGUGAUAGCUGGAGCAACAGCGGAAGUCAGAGCAAUGGAGGAGGCUCCAGUUCUUGGCCCGACCAAAGCAACGGCGGUAACAGCUGGAGCAAUGGUGGAAGCCAGAGCGGCGGCCAAAGUGGCUGGUCUGGAGACAACUUCGAUGCUCACUCCCUUAUUGGAGACCUCCGCAGCGUCAGCGACAAGUCUCUCACUUCAGUCGGCCGUGAUAUCAAGAAGAUCCUCAAAGGAAACGGCAACCCUACCAGCCGUGAGCGCUACCUUGGCUGCCCUUCUAUGAACUCUCAGCGAUGCAAGCGCGAUACCUGCUGUGUCUGGCAGUACAUCUCCAACGAGCUUGAAGCCCGCUUCAGAGGUGAAGCUGGCCGUUGCACCCGAUGGGCUCGUUAUGCUGUCCGCAUUGGCUUCCACGAUGCUGGUGCCUGGUCCCUGAAGACUUCUUCCCAAGGAGGUGGCGCUGAUGGCUCUAUCAUCCUUGCGAACGAGAUUACUCGUGGCGAAAAUAAGGGUCUCGAGCAGAUUGGAGAGUACUACCAGACUAUUUACGACAAGUACCACAACAAGUAUGGCUUCACUCAGGUCACUAUGGCCGAUCUUAUCCAGAUGGGCUCCAACAUUGCUGCUGUCACUUGCCCUCUCGGACCCCGAGUUCGCUCUUUCGUCGGCCGCAAGGAUAGUACCAAGGCCAAUAUCGGAGGCCUUCUGCCCCGAGUUGACUCCGAUGCUCUCACUCUCAUCAACCUGUUCAAGGACAAGACAAUUGGCCCUGAUGAUCUCGUCGCCCUCGUCGGCGCUCACACAACCUCUCAGCAACACCACACCAACAUCGACCGUGACGGUGAUCCUCAGGACAGCACCCCUGGUGUCUGGGAUAUCCUCUUCUACCAGCAGACUCUCGACAAGAACGCCCCCAAGCGCGUCUACAAGUUCCCCAGUGAUGAGGUCCUCGCCAAACACCCUCUCACCAAGCCUGCCUUUGAGACUUUUGCCAGCGGUAGCACUGGUCAAGCCGCCUGGAACGUGGAUUAUGCCCGCGCCUACGUCCGUCUCAGUCUCUUGGGUGUCAACAACAUCAACAGUCUCACCGAAUGCACAAAGGUUCUUCCCCAACCCGUCGAGUCUUACCGCCACAAGGACAAGGGCCGAUUCAACAAGUGGCUCCAGAGUGACGAUAACUCUUACACUUCCAAGUCUGUUUCCAAGGAUAUUGAUGACGGUUACGAGAUCUCUAUCCCUGAGGACAAGAUUCCAUCCAAGCGUGGCCCUUGGAAGAAGUGGACCACCCUUUUCAAGUGGUGGUAA